AUGGCCAUUCAAAAAGAAGUAUCCUGCGAUGAUGUGAAGGCCGAUGACUCUGGAAGUUUUGUGGUUUCGGGGGAAGGUAAGCGUUAAGGAUCUGAAAAGGUUCAAAGAGGUGUUUCAGAUUCCGGUGAGGAUGCGACUUCCUCGGCAAUUUUAAUAGAGAGCUCGACGGCAGCUAACAGCGGAGGAUCUGCAGGAUCUGGACGACCUAGUGAAGAAGGCGGUCCUGGCGGUCCUGGAGGUCGCGGAGGAUUUGGAGGACCUGGCGGAGCAGGCGGUCCUGGCGGUCCUGGAGGUCGCGGAGGAUUUGGUGGACAAGGUGGCCAAGGAGGUCACGGAGGGCACGGACCGGGAGGCCCCGGAGGACCGGGUGGACCAGUUCAAGGCGAUCAUCCAGGAGGAAACGGAGAAGCUGGCGGUCCUGGAGGUCGCGGAGGAUUUGGUGGCCAAGGUGGCCAAGGAGGUCACGGAGGGCACGGACCGGGAGGCCCCGGAGGACCGGGCGGACCAGUUCAAGGCGAUCAUCCAGGAGGAAACGGAGGAGCCGGAGGUCAUGGAGGUCAUGGCGGCCAUGGAGGAUCCGGUGGAUCCGGAGGACAUGGAGGACAAGGUGGAGAGGGUGGUCACGGAGGUCAAGGAGGCAAUGGAAGAGGAGGAGAAGGCGGUCACGGAGGUGAAGGAGGCCAAGGAGGACAGGGCGGUGGACCAGGAGGGUUCCAUGGAUCCGGAGGUGCUGGAGGAGCUGGAGGACGAGGAGGAGAAGGAAACGACGGAGGUCCAGGAGGAUUUGGUGGGCACGGAGGACACGGAGGAGCUGGCGGAGGAGGAAAUCCUGGAGGUCCGGGAGGACCAGGACAACCGGGAGGCUCUGGAGGUCCGGGAGAGCAAGGAGGACACGGAGGAAACGGAGGAAAUGGUGGAUCGGGAGGCGCUGGAGGUUACUCGGGAGGAGAAAACAAGAAUGACUGCGCUUCUGGCUCCGGCGUGCAAAUAA
Caenorhabditis sp. 36 PRJEB53466 is the source of this 991-nucleotide messenger RNA. NCBI's taxonomy places the organism in Eukaryota, Metazoa, Nematoda, Chromadorea, Rhabditida, Rhabditidae. The record is from the annotation of a GenBank genome assembly.